This is a messenger RNA of Prorocentrum cordatum, 1641 nucleotides long. The record is from the annotation of a GenBank genome assembly. NCBI's taxonomy places the organism in Eukaryota, Dinophyceae, Prorocentrales, Prorocentraceae.
AUGAGGAUCCCAUCGAUGCCCACGUGCUCGGUUUUGUUAUGGUGGAUACUCAUUCCGCCAUGUGCAGCGAUUGAGUACUUGCACCCAAUGUUAUAUCUCGACCUUCGUGAGGAUGAGGUCGGAUGCGCGGCGAGUGACCUGAGGUUGGUCUCGCGCGUCGGACAUGUUUGGAAAGUACUGUCACCAAUACACGUAUUAUUCGCGAAGGGUAAACGUAGAGCGCAGUCAGUUUCCGUGGCGAGAUUUGCGGACAGCAGGGAUCGUGUGCGAUGCACUACGGACGGCAUAGGUUUCCAGAACGCGAUUGCGAUGCAUUGCCAUAUGACGGCUUCUGGGCUCCCUGAGUUUCCAGAGGCGUGUCGGACUGCAAUGCGGCAUUUUUCGCCAGGCUUCUGCAAAUGGUACAAUGUUUCAAAGCAUGGUAUGCUAUCUUCGCCGCGAUUGGAAAAACAGUGUGGUAUGGCGCUUGGCGUCACGACGUCAAUAGAGUUCGAAAUUAUGGGAGAGGCCGACGUGGAUCGUAUGAGGCCGUCCAUAACGCAGGCGUUCUCGAAGUAUCGGAGGGAGCUUCAUUGGGUGUCGAUGCAUAAUACGGUUGAAAGCCGUGCGUUGCGGUACCGCUACGGAAAAUUCUUCACGCUUUGCAGUGAUUGCUUGGUCUCGUGUUGCGUCGAGUGUCGCAGAUGUACGCAACACGAUCAGAUCGACCUUCUUUGGCUUCUUCGGGACCUCCUGCCUGCUUCGAAAGCAAGGCAGCGGAGACUCUUUCCAACUUUACCAGCAAGCAAUAAUGUCACACUUCGUCUUCUAAAUUACGGUAGCGGCGCGCUAGAAGGCACCGACCCAAUGACAGCAAUUAUAUUGGACCAACGCGACUGGUUCGUUGAGGGGCUGUGCGUUGAUGCGAACCCAAGCAGAUUAGUUGAAGCUGAAGAGAAAAUAAUCGAAGCGGGUGUGCAUGGUAUGAAGGUAAAGCAUUCAAUAUUAUCCGCGGAUGUGGCGGCGAUCACAGAAAUCAUUGAUGACAGCCCAGCCUUGCGACAUGCACCAUUAGACAUUCUCAAAGUUGACAUUGAUUCCAUCGAUUUGGAAUUGACCAUCGCCACGCUCCGAAUAAUCGAGCAGCGAAGCGGUGCCGAUUAUCUUCCACUUGUUGUGGUCAUUGAAUUUGCCCCUUCCAUUCCCCCUCCGUUUCAAGUUCUGACUCGCGAUUGGCGUCCAAUGCUCAGCGGACGCGCGAUGCCUCUGCGAGAAGGGGUGCUCAAUUCCCUGAGCGCCAUCGUUGCGCAGUUGUGGCCCUUUGGGUACCGCCUGCAUCGUCUAGGAUAUUUGGACUUGGUAUUUGUUCGUGAGGCAGUUGCUCGCGAAGAAAAUGUGCAAGGCUUUGACGCACAAGACGAAUUCGCUUGUUAUCUGAAUCGUGAUGGUGUGGAGGCAGCAUCUGAGCUUGACCAGAGCUUUCGUUGGAUGACCAUGCAGAGUCUGGGAGCUGCGCAGGAAGAACUGUACGCAGUCCUAACGGAAGGGUUGCAGCGCUCUCGUCGCACGGAGCUCUCUGAUGCCAUCCCAAUUGACGAGCCGAUGCCUCCAUUUGGAAGUUAUGGGAUCGAGGUGGGUUUCGCGGUGCCACCCAGUGCAUGA